This is a messenger RNA of Oncorhynchus kisutch (coho salmon), 4998 nucleotides long. RefSeq names its product WD repeat-containing protein 49. Gene Ontology annotation, molecular function: protein binding. The record is from RefSeq and is a predicted model, not a curated record. Lineage: Eukaryota; Metazoa; Chordata; Actinopteri; Salmoniformes; Salmonidae.
UCGGUACCCGUUUCUAGCAGUCGGUUGAUCUCAUUCUGAAAGUGUUUUUGUCUUGUUUUAUAAUUGAAGUCUUGGAGACCUAAUUUAAUUUUUGGAUCCUGUUGCCAUUGACGGCUGCUGUUAUCAGCUAAAUCAGAUUAUUCCAGGCCAUUAAGUGAUAUGGAAGAAUCUGUGUGUGUUUAAAAUGAUACCCAACAGAGUGUAUGUCAGUGUUUUAUCUGACUGUUAGUGUGAAGGGCGGCUGGACAUUGGGUUACUGUGUGUUCAUUAGAGGUAAGGGGAGUACAAAGACCAUUGGAAACGGUCAAAAUGUUCUCUCCACCCUUAUCGUCUGUGUGUGUGUUCGUAGGUGUCUGUGUUGGAGUGAUUGUUAAAGCAAUUGGUGAAUUACUGUGUUGCUAUGCUGAACACGUUACUGUAUGGUAUGCGCCUGAGAGAGAGCAGUGUGUGUGGGGGGUUAAUUGUACCCUGGUCUGAGAUAAGCUCUUCUCCGGUGUCCGAUCUGAAUAGACCAGAGAAACUGCCUGCUGGACACAAACACAAGCCUCACUCUCACGACGUGGUUGCCAGGAGACUCCAGGCUUUGAGAGGCAUAAUAAAAUCAAAGAGUGUGUUUGUGGGGGGGGUGGCUUUCUUUGCCACUGUUAUGGCUGCUGUUGGCAGUUAACUCUGUGUUCCGGUACUGGAGAGGUCUUAGUGUUGCAUGCACUGGUGCUUAUUUCAACCAUGUACUAUACUUCAACUUAGUGGUGUGAGGGGACAACGCAUCAUGUCAAGGUUAUAAAGUGAAGAACAAACUGGGGGAAAAAAACAUUCAGACACUCUUGGAGAAAAUGGGGAAUCAGUUCAAACUUAAUUCAAACCAAUGCUACAUGAAAGACUUGUCUGUAGUACCUUAGUGGUGUGAAAGCACUUCUGAAGACUUCUGGACCCCUUAAGGACACCCGGGAGAGGAGACCCGGUCAUGCACGUAGGUUGACGUGAGAACCAUCUGACUGAGCUGCUAGCUGUUACCCUGUCUGAGUGGAAACCACAGUGACCAAGAUGGAGGCGGGACUACUGGAGAGCAGGCUGAGUAUGGAGGACUAUGAGAAACUGCAGAGCCUCUUUCUGGGUGACAGUGAAGCAGGCGUGUCCUUCUCCAGGGCAGAGUUUAUAGAACAAGCUUGGUCUGCAGUGAGACGUGGCUCCAGGGAGGAGUACGGCCUCCUAUUCGACAGUGUUGUUGUCACUCAGGAGCAGCGUAGCCUGCUAUUGGACAGUGCUGACGAGCGAGGGGAGAGGAGAGUAGACUGGGAGAGGCUGACUUCCUUCCUGCUGUUAGGGCUGUCAGAAAAAGAGGAGAAUGAACGGGCUGCCACCGUGCCUCGCUGGCAGCCUCCACGAACUCUGACCCCUCCACACCGUGACCCUGUCCAACAGGUGGUGUACCUGCGUAGCUCAAGCCGGUACCUGUCGGUGAGUAAGGGGGGCACGCUGGGGGUGUGGGCGGGGGAGGACUUUGCCCUUCUCCAAACACACCGCCUCCACAACGACUCUGUCAGGCCCAAAGAUCUCUGGGUAACAGCUAUGGUGGUGCUGCACAACGUAAACAAGAUAGCUGUGUCAUUCACCAGUAAGGAGCUGUGUUUCUAUGACUUGCUGUCCAAGCAGCAAUUUAGCUGCCAGUAUAAACUCCAGGGUCUGAGAUACGCCCCUCUCAGUCUGGACUACUGGUGUCACCCCACUUACCCUGCCCAAGCUGUACUCUCCAUAGGAGACACAGGGGGACAGGUCAGUGCCAUAUGCUUCAGGUCAGCUCAGAUCUCCCUGUUUGAGAGGCCCAGUCCAGGGGCAGAGACAGACUCUGCUGACAUCAUCAAGUGGAAGGAGCUAGUUGAAGGUCGCCAUCGCUGCUGCUACACACUGAGACACCGAGCUCACGGACACUCCUGGGUACGCAGAGUGCGUUUCUUGGGCUCUCUGGAGGCGUUGUUGUCGUGCAGCACCAGCCCCCAGAGUAGCAUGGUGAUUGGCUGGAGGGAGAAAGAGGGCGAGCCCCUCAGAGUCACCGCCUUCCACACGGAGAAAGGAACCAAUGACCUGGACCAUCACUCUGGGAUGAAUUUGAUAGCCACCGCAGGUAUAGACAACAAGGUGCUGCUGUGGAACCCCUAUGUGAUCUCUAAACCAGUGGGUGUACUCAGAGGUCACAUGAGCAGUGUUACAGCCGUACGCUUCAUAGUGGGCAAGAAACAGCUGAUCAGCUUCUCCAAGGACAAGGUGCUGAGGUUGUGGGAUGUGGCUAGUCAGCUGUGUAUUCAGCGUAUCGCCGGCAUCUUCCCCAAGACACAGGAGGAGUGUCACACUCUUCUGUUCCUCAGUGAGGAGCGCUCACGCCUCCUCCUCUCCUUCAACAGUCUGCUCCUCCUCAUGGAAGCCAAGAGAGAGGAGGGGAGGAGAGUCACCAGCCAUGAGAACGCUGUCACCUGUGUUCUCUAUAACAGCCUGUUCAGACAGGUGAUCAGCAGUGACUCUGGCUCCUCAGUGAUCUGUUGGCUGGUGGACACAGGUCAGAAGGUCAAGCAGUUCCACCGUUGUCAUGGUGAUGCUGAGAUCUCCACCAUGGCGCUGGAUGGGACACAGACACGCUUGUUCACCGCCGGCACAGACGGAGUAGUCAAGAUCUGGGACUUUAACGGUCACUGUCACCACAGGCUGAAUGCGGGCCGGGACCAGGCCGUGGACAUCUCCCAGGUUCUAGUGCUGAAGAGAACCGUGCUGGUCAUGGGCUGGGAGAGGAUGUUAACAGUGUUCAGACUGCCCUCGUUCUCCCAGUUCUUUGUUCAGCCCUCUGAGUGGAAGGGAGGAGUUCAGCAUAACGACGACGUCCUGUGUGCCGCAUUCCUGCCCCCUCAAACCCUUGUCACAGGAAGUUACGACGGGGAGCUGACGGUGUGGAACAACAGCACAGAGAACGCCCUGAGAAAGCUCCGUCCAGAUCCUGAGAGAGAACGCAGCAGGCCUCAGACGGUGUGUAAUGUGAACGGCGAGGAGGACUCAGAGAGCAGUGAUGGCGUCUCCAGACUCUUCUUCCUGCCAGGACGUAAGGGCGUUGCCACCGUUGGUGGAGCGGACCUGGUCUCAUGUGGCGGUUCUGGUCUGGUUCGGUUCUGGAACACGGUCCAUAGCGGUCUGGUUGCUGUGUUCACAGCUCAUAAAGACAUAGGGUCCAUCAUCAUGACCAUGACCGCCUGUGGUCGAUACCUGAUCACUGCUGACAUGGAGGGAACCCUGAAGACCUGGGGCAUACAGGAAUACUGCCUCCUGCCCAGCGACGGAGUGACCAAUGAGGCUCCAGAAUUGCUGGGUAGUCUCCGCCCACACAUGGACUGUGUAACUCACCUGGAGACGUGCCUCCAUGGCGGCAGGCUCCUCCUCCUCUCAGCAUCUGCAGACUGUAGCGUAGCUCUCAGCUACCUGCCUGGGGACACAGUGGGCGUGUUCGGACAGGAGGAGCACUGGCGUUUGGAUGGGCCUGGAUCUGUCCAAGUGGGAGAAGGAGAGCCUAGAGAGGGGACAGAGUCACCGCAGAGCCCCAGUGGUACAGACCCUGAGUUUGACAGCCAACCCCCCAAGAUGCGAGAGGAGAGAAGGGCAGUCGUGGAGACAGAGGAGGCUGGAGACAACACAGGCCUGGAGAGAGAGGAGCUGGGGUCAAUUAUUCCCGGUGACUGUCCUCCUCCGAGUAGUAUUUUGGGGCGAAGCUACAGGGAGAGGCAGGGCCUGAGGGUGAGUGACAGCCGACCUGGCCAUAGGGAGACACCAUUGAAUACUGAUGUUGGUACGUUCAGUGGGCUGCGUAUCGGAGAAGUACAGUCUGUCAGAGAGCUGUCCAGACCAGAGUUCGUCAUACACCCUCACCGCUACUUCAACCAUAGCGCCAAAACCAGCCCAAUAUUCACACCCCUACCUGCCAACACUGAGGUGGUGAAGGCUGCCUUUGACCAGCGGAGUCUGUUCCCUAAAGAGCUUCUGGAUGAGGAGGACAGGCCUAGCCAUGGAGCCAGGAAACAGGGGAGCAGGGAGAACCGGAUCAACGACAGGGGGCGUGGGAGGAAGGACAGACAAAGAAAGGGUAGUUCCUCUGGAGCCUUCAAGUGAAGACGUCAUUUAUAUUGUUAUCUACUUUAUCACGUUUCAAUAUAACUUAAAUGUCUGUCAAAUUAAAUCUGAUCAAUCAAGACACGAGUGUGUUUAUGUCUCUCUGCUUCCCCUCAUGAGAAAGUACUACUAAAUUACUACUACAUUACUACUACAUUACUAUUACAGUACUACUACAGUACUACUACAUUACUACUACAGUACUACUACAGUACUACUACAUUACUACUACAGUACUACUACAGUACUACUACAGUACUACUACAUUACUACUACAUUACUACUAAAUUACUACCACAUUUGCUACUACUACUUGAUUGCUAUUGAGAUGUGUGGUAAACCAGUAUUGAUUUAUGUAGUAAUUAGUGAUAAAUUUCACUACUUGUGAGCACUUGAUAUUUCCUACUCAAUUCUGGCGUGUUCACUAUCGAAUUACAACCAAAUGCCUAUAUAUUUCUACUGUAUCCCUUCUGCCAUUUACCUGUGUAGUGUCAGUACUGAUCACUACUGCCAUUUACCUGUGUAGUGUCAGUACUGAUCACUACUGCCAUUUACCUGUGUAGUGUCAGUACUGAUCACUACUGCCAUUUACCUGUGUAGUGUCAGUACUGAUCACUACUGCCAUUUACCUGUGUAGUGUCAGUACUGAUCACUACUGCCAUUUACCUGUGUAGUGUCAGUACUGAUCACUACUGCCAUUUACCUGUGUAGUGUCAGUACUGAUCACUACUGCCAUUUACCUGUGUAGUGUCAGUACUGAUCACUACUGCCAUUUACCUGUGUAGUGUCAGUACUGAUCACUACUGAGUUGUUCCUGAUCCUUUUUCAUUUCCUACAUUAAACUUUUUGAAUUAC